CAGUAAUAUUAAUAAUAACAAUAAUAUAAUAUUUAUUGCUAUUGUCGAUUAAAAAUUUCGCAAUGGAAUUGAAAUUAUAUUAUUUUCGUUCAAAAACAUGAAAUGUUUCUACAUAUGAAACGCUAAGUCUUGCUGUGACUUUUUUCUAUCAACUUCUUAGUGUCGCAACACCUUUUGAUCGUUUUCUUUUCUUAUAAGUUUCUGACGUUUUUUCUUGGAUUGUGUGAGUGUGUGACCAUGUAUAUUAUUGUCAUCACACUUAUAAUUUUACUUACUUCGAAAUGACAAUAACGGAUAACUUUUUUACCAUUGAAACACUAAACCGUGUGUGACCCGACUGUAAAGUUUCCAAAAAUGUCAGCAGAUUCUCCAUGUAAAGCGUCCAAAAACCUGAUCGGCAAGAUAGUGCUGCCUGGCCCUGUUGUCGAUCGUUCAAUCAUUGACAGUGUUGCUGGGUUCAUUAACGAUGUCGUCCCUCAUGGAUAUUCCAACAUUUUAAAUGUAGACAGUAGAGAAAAAAUUCUAUGGACACAAUUUGAAACAUUAGAGGCUAAUGAAUUUCCUUCAAACUUUGAAAAUGAUGAAUCGCUUAUGUCUGGUGUAUCACCAAUACUUCUUAUUUUGGGUUAUGGAUUUGGCGUUCAAGUGUGGUAUAUUGGUGCCAACGGUGAAGCAUAUGAAGUUUUAUCUUGGUCACAAGGAGUCGUCAAGAUUUUAAAAUUUAUACCUUCACCUUUACCGGAAUUGAAAUUUCGACAAGACCCAUUUGCUCAUAAAAGGCCAUUAAUUGCACUCUGUGAUAAUUCAGGUGCAGGACCACAGUUUUGUUCUGUCAGUUUUAUAUCAUUAACUUGUGGAGAUGUGGUAAAAACAAUUAAAUUUAAAAAUACUGUAGUCGAUAUUGCUGUAAAUAGAUUUGCUAUAGCAGUAGUAUUUGUAGAACGUAUUGCUGUGUUUGAUGCCCUCACUGUGGAAGAUAUAACUACAAUUACUACAUGUUAUCCUAGUCCUGGAAUUAAAUUAAACCCAAUUGCAUUGGGAACAAGGUGGUUGGCAUAUGCUGAUCAAAAGUUGAUUUCUUGGAACCGAUCAACAGGAGGAUAUGAGGGAGAGAAUGGCCAUUCAUAUACAGCUACGGUUUUGCAUGCAGCAAAAUCAUUAAGUCAAAGUUUGAGAGAUUUAAGUGGCUCUGUAGCAAAUAGUAUUACGGGAGUGCAUAAUUCAAAUUCAAGUCAUAAUAUAUCGGUUGCAAAUGAUUCUAAUCAAAUGAAUCCAGGCAUAAUUACAAUAAUUGAUAUCAAAAAUAAAGUAUUGAAAGAAAAUACACCACAAGGUCCUGAUAUUAUUGCUCAUUUUUCAGCACACUGUGAGGCUAUUGUUGCUUUAAAUUUUGAUCAGUCUGGUCUUAUGUUAGUAACAGCUGAUAAAAAUGGUCAUAGAUUUAACGUAUUUAAAAUACAUCCUAGUAUAUUAGGUUCUUCAUUUGCAGCUGUUCAUCAUUUGUAUACAUUGCAUAGAGGUGACACUUAUCCUAUAUCAAAAUACGUAAUAUCACCUGUCAAGAAAUUUCCCGAAACAACCGUCAAACGUGUUAUCCAAAGCCGAGAAAUAAGAGCCAACCAGACUUCUAGCACCAUUCAUCGCUGUAAAAAACCUCGUGUCCAUCGUUUCUCCGAAAACUGCAGCAACCAUCAGUAUCGACGAUCGCAACAACAUUGUCGCAUGGAAACGUACCCCACGAAACAGUCUCCGUAUCAUCGGUCAAAUGGCAAUAAAUCACGAUACGAGAAGUGUUGUCGAUCCCAGAUGCUGAUACAUUGUUCAGGGAAUCAAGCGCUAAACCAGAUUGAUGAACAGGAUGAGGAUGUGGAGUUUGAAGAAGAAGUAGAGGGGGUAGAUGAGAAAGAAGAAGAGGUGGGGGAGGAGGAGGAGGAGGAGGUGAAAUUUGAGGACUUUGAUUACGAUGAUGAUGACGAUAACUUCAACGAUGAAGACUACAACGACGAAGACGAAGAAGAAGACGACAAUGAAGAUGAGUUUAAAGAUUUAGUGUUGGGACAAAAACGGAAACGGUUGGACGAUGUAGAUGACAAUUGUAGCAGCAUGGCGAUUGUCGAUGACGCCACUACGUGUUGGGGACCGCAACUACUAAUUGGCGAAAAAGAAAAUCGCGUCACGCGAUAUUCCGCAAAUGUCGUAUUGCUGGCUCAUGGCAACCGUUCACUGCAUGUGCUCACGAUCCAAAGAAACCAGGUGAUUUCUAUAGCCAGCAAUUCAUUCAAUCGUUUUAGGAAUCAUCGAUCAUCGUCUACUACUAUGAUAAGUUAUAAACUACCAGGUGGACAAUUUAUUUUGACAGAGGAUGAACCAAAAAAUUAUCAAAAUAAUGCCGGAAAUACAUGUACUUGUCCCGACGACCAACAAUGGUAUUCGGCAGCAAUCAAGCAUUUAAUUACACAGUUGACAGUAUGA
Melanaphis sacchari is the source of this 2472-nucleotide messenger RNA. Its product is annotated as breast carcinoma-amplified sequence 3 homolog. The transcript has 7 exons. The record is from RefSeq and is a predicted model, not a curated record. NCBI's taxonomy places the organism in Eukaryota, Metazoa, Arthropoda, Insecta, Hemiptera, Aphididae. Gene Ontology annotation, cellular component: cytoplasm. Gene Ontology annotation, molecular function: protein binding. Gene Ontology annotation, biological process: response to starvation; autophagy. The coding region runs from base 355 to 2472 and encodes 705 amino acids.